GUUUCGUCUGCCUGGAAGUGACGCAGUGACUUCUUUCAGGUGGACCUGCAUCAUCACCUCAAACACCGCAACCAAAAGUAUGUGGGCCGCGAGGACACUUUUCUGUACCGCAAGGCUUGCAGCUUCGGCACCACUAAAGAAUGCCACGGUAUGUAGGCAGUCGCUGCAACGUCAGCAAAUAACAAGAACAUCCAACUUCCACACGUCUCCGAAACGCUGUAUCCAUCCCAUAUUUCUGAUCGCUGCGAAGCAGAUCACCAAAGGACUGGCAGUAAUUACUGGGAGAGGAUUUCGAAAAUGGUGGAAGUCGUUACCCUCAGACAAGAAGGCAUAUUUCAGAGCUGUUGCUCUCAGGAACAAAUGGAAAAUUGCAGGCUACUUCGGGGUAGCAUGGGGCAUUGGAGGAAUUUAUUACUUCAGCCACAUCCAAGUAACACCAAUCACUCACAGACGCCGCUUUGUUGCCUUCACCCGUGAGCAAUUUAAGAAGAUAUCUGACUUCGAGUUUGAAAUGCAAUACGAGCUCUUCAAACCUCACCUUCUGCCAUCUGUGCACCCAGUGUAUCACCGUGUUGUACGAGUGGCCAAUCAACUGCUGCAUGGAAACAGAGACAUCCCUGAGAUUCACGAUGUCACAUGGUCAGUGUCAGUAAUUGACAGUCCCAUGAAGAAUGCCUUUGUGAUGCCUAAUGGACAGAUUUUUGUUUUUGCUGGCAUGCUCGAGGUCUGUGGAAAUGACGAACAGCUGGGAAACGUACUUGCUCAUGAAAUGGCCCACUGUGUCUUGGGGCAUGGCGCAGAACAAGUCAGCUAUGCUCAACUCAUCGAUUUUGCCUUGGUCGGUUUUCUGGCGGCAAUUUGGGCCAUCAUGCCGACUGACGGCAUUGCUGUUGUAACGCACUGGUUUUUCGAAAAGGUUGUCAGUCUUCUGUUGAGGCUUCCUUACAGCAGGAAACUCGAGCUUGAGGCUGAUGAAGUUGGUCUUCAGCUAGCAGCAAAGGCAUGUUUCGAUGUUCGUGAAGCCAGUGCAUUCUGGACAAAGAUGAGCCUCAUGGGAAAUGCCUUAGAUGACGUAGAGUUUAUUUCUACUCACCCUAGUCAUGAACACCGUUCGGAGUACCUUGACAACCUCAUGAACAAUGCUAUUGAACUCAGGAGGCAGUGCCAUUGCCCAAGGUUGCCACCCCAGGAUCCACGUGUACUCAUGUCCAUGUUGAAGGAAGAAGUCAAGCAAGAGAGCCUUGCCAAGCAAGGAAUUGUUGUCUUGCAGCCACCCCACUGAAGCACUGCGGCAGUCCUAAUUGCUCCUGGUACAUCUUUGUCUCCUUUGGCUUUUAUGGCAGAUUUACACGUUUAUCGUAUAAGCCCCCACUGUCCAAACUGCUAAUUCGAGAUUGCUCUGCACCAAUAGUCUUACUUAUGCCACUUGAGAGUGCCUCACAUAUUCAUUCUUUAUUAGGGUCACUGCGAGCACUAUUUUUCUACAGUAAUCGGGUAUGGUGCAUGAUGGUCAAGUUUAUGAUAUUAGUUUAGCUCUCUAUUUGUUUUAGUGAUACUAGUAUAAAGGCAGUUCGAGUCAUUAAGUUUUUGUUGCUUUCACUGAACUCUUUAGCAAUAGCAAGCAAUGCACAUCUUUUCUGGUUUACCAGCAGUCAUUAAAUGUUGAGGCUGGGCAUUGAAAUUGAGUACAAGAAGCACCAACGCAAAAUAAAAAUAUACCUGUUGCCUAAUAAAUUCAUGUGCUGAUUAAUAUUGUUUACAAGGGGAAGAGCUUUGGGAUUCGCCAUUACCAGUACCUACCAAUGUUUCAUGGGAACGACUCGGGUGUGUGAGAAUUGGCAGUGCAAAAUUUCAUGUUUUCUUUUUAGGAAACCAGCCCAGCUUGCAAACAAGUGCAUAGCAAAUCCAGGUAAAGGACAUCACCACACAAUGAAGGAAUGCACCUGCCAUGCUAGUUGAAUGUUCUUUGCCAAACCAAACUUGAGCUUCAUAUGCAUUGCCAUCGUCCAGUGUGGUUGGUGCAGAACUGCGAGGAUUUGUAGCCAUCUCUGCUUUUUUCCGAGAACAUGAAAAAGCCUUCAUAUGCUUCAGGAGGGAAUUCAUGAGCAUUUGUGCUGCUGAACCAAUACUGCUGCUCCGUUUAGGUGAGCUUCGUGCUCUUGGAAACCCAACACCGGGGAAAUUGGGCCAUUCAAAAUCUUCAAUACUGACUGGUGACUUCUCACAAGAGCACUUAUUCAGUUGAUCGAGGCCGUUGAUGCGACGAAACCGUGCUGUUUCAAGGGCUUCAAGCCAAGGAGGACAUAUACUUAAGCACGAGUCAUGGGGCAGGUCACAGCUGAUGCAUAGUUCACUUGCUUCCUGGCUUUCAUUGAUGUCGCAUUGUCCGUGAUUGUGUUGCUUGAGGAACAAGACCUUGGCAUUCUGGCUGCUUUUGUGGCAUUCACUUUGUGACUGUGCAUCAUCAUCAGAUAUGUCAGUUUUGCAUUGAACCGCUUCAUUUGAGCUAGAGGCACAAUCAUUGUUUGACAUUUGAGAUUCAGGGGGCAUGGUAACCGGUGAGCUCUGAUCAAAAUCAUUCUGGUUGCAAGGAGCAGGUUUUGGUGCAGGUUGAGCCUCCUUUAAGCAUCUCGUUGUGAUGGCUGGCUGUAUUUCGACAGUGGUAACUUGUUCUUGAGGCUCUGGAGAGUAUCUUUGGUUCAUGAAAUCACCUUCAUUGAAAGCAGCAUUGUUGAGGGAAGCUUCUGAACAUAAUUUGCGAGUUUCACUUGUGACAGUAUCACUUCUGCCAUCAAUAUUAUGUGCCCAGCUUACUUGUUUGACGUCAUCAUUGGCUUGGUUAUCACCGUUGACACACUCUUCAGCUGCCUCAACUCUAGAGUUUUCUUCAACAGUGUCCUCUUGAAGAAGGGAUGUACGUGGGUCUGUGUCUUCGUUCACUUGGGAAUCUGCAUUCUGGGAGUCAUUACUGCACUGUGGUUGCAUGCUGUCAUUUUCAUUCUUGUCAUCCUGCGAUUUGCUUUCUGCCGUCUUUGUGGAAUUAUCAGAGGGACGUUUUGGUAUGUUACUCCGUUUUGCUGACUUCCUUUUUCCAAAUUUGGCCUUUCUUUGUUUUCGUAGCUUCAAAUUAUGCUGAGUCAUGGUUACUUUGCUUGUACGUAUGCUUUGCUGCGUCGUCUUCUGCGUGUAUGGAAAUUUCAAUGCACUACAAUAGUACCAGGCUGGCUAGUGGAACUGUCGACUGGUCGUUCUGCGUAGACGUGCUCUGUAGUUUACGAUGCAAAGGAGUUAUUUGCUCAUGGCACAGAGUGGUUGAUUAAGCUUGCAGCUAUGGGAACCUUCUGGAAUCACACACAAUGCACCAUUCUUCUCAUUUGAGUAAAAUCGAUGUUGGGUCGUCUUCUAUGAUUUCUAGCUACUGUGAAAGAAGCUUCUAGAAUGAGCCCAUCACUUGUAUCGGCCAAACCAUUGUGAGCAAGGUUCUGAGUUUUGAUCUUACUGUACUGGGAGGAGGGGGGAGGGGGGGGGGGGGGGCAUUUAUUUGCACUUAAGCUAUUCAUGACUACAUGAUUGAUGGUGCCUGUUGUGCUUCAGCUGCAUGAUAUACGCUAGGGUGCAGUGCGCACACAGAGGCCCUCAGUCACGCAUAUUCAUAGGUGAGAAAACUUUAAUGACAAAAAGAUGAAGAGAUUGGCCAGAGCACCAGUCUCUGGCCUCUCAGAAUCAGAAUCAGUAUUUAUUAUUAAAUGUUUGGCCUGACUACGUAGAGUGGGCAUCAGGGUGUGGAUAGAACAAGUUCAGUCAAGGUGCUGCCCACAGUGUUUAUGUUAAAAAAGGGAACAGCUGGUUGUUGCACAAUCUUUAGGACUACAUAUUGUCUAUUACUUAUUUCAACAUAUAAAGUGAUAGACCUGUCACUUGUUGGCACUUGCAUUACGAAAGUUUAACUUUUUGUGUCUUACAUGCAUGUGUGUAUCACAAUGGCACACCCUUUCCUGCUUGUUUUCUCCUACAAUACCAGUGAUGGCCAUCUCUGCUUCAAUUGGUUCACACCACUGAAAAUGUGCGUUGAGUUGGCCACUGUUUUACCCUCUGCUUUAUCAGCCAUUGAACAUGUGAUGGACAUUUUUAAAUUAACUUAAAUGCCGAGAAGAUCAUUGCGAAGGGGGUAAUAAAGAAAUUGUGAUCAUUAUAACUGACUAAUUAUAUAACAACAAAUUGUUGGUGUUAUUAUUUCAUGUCAGCAUUGAGCUGAACGUACGUAGUGUGUGUGUGUGAGUGAGGCCAGUAGCAAUGUUAAAGAAUAGCUGCUGCCCUCGGUGCUAUGUCUUUACGCUCAUCCAGUGCAAGUUGAUCACUGGUGCCCAAUAAACUCUGUCCAACAUA
Dermacentor andersoni is the source of this 4386-nucleotide messenger RNA. RefSeq names its product metalloendopeptidase OMA1, mitochondrial-like. Gene Ontology annotation, cellular component: mitochondrial inner membrane. The record is from RefSeq and is a predicted model, not a curated record. Gene Ontology annotation, biological process: mitochondrial protein processing; protein quality control for misfolded or incompletely synthesized proteins. Gene Ontology annotation, molecular function: metalloendopeptidase activity. Lineage: Eukaryota; Metazoa; Arthropoda; Arachnida; Ixodida; Ixodidae.